GUAUAAUCCAAAAAAAAAUCAUAAUCGAAUAAAAGAUAUCGAUCUUUCUACUGUGUAAAUAUAAAUCUCGAGGAGUAAUCGAUUGGUUCACUCGACUCUUAAUCCCGAAAUAAUGCGGUGGUGUUUCGUCGACGACUACGAUGAGAACAACAUCGAGGGCUUCAAUCUAGCCGAUCUGACCCUGGACCAAUUCUACCUAAACCUGAAUAUCGACAACAAAUCCAUAGCGGAAGAUGUUUACUUAUACACCUUAAACAAGGAAUGCUACAAGUGUCCCUAUGUGAGAACGCCUUACUGCAACGGUUCUAUUAGAAAUUGCGAUGGGAAAAACGUUUUCAAAACCGCCCAAACUUUCCGACUCUCCACCGUGCAUAAAGAAUAUUUUCCUCAAGAGGAUCGUGAUGGGGUGAUAUGCGAUAUCAAAGGACCUUUCGGGCAAUUCGGCGUUUACAAUGUGGACGUGAAUAAGUCGGGGUGCUUUGUAGAUACCCUCAAAGAACCGGUCAAUAUUUAUUCCCCGAUAAUUACCGUGUUUUUGAUAUACCUGGCGUCGUUCCUGCUGAUUUUGGGCUCGAUUUGCUGCUGGAAGAGGUACAAAUCGCGUCCGAAAGUUGCCCAGAAGACCGAGGAAGUCCCGAAGAAGGGAAGAAUCCGGUGUUUGGACGUCUACAGAGGUUUGGCUACAGUGGUUAUGGUGUUCGUGAAUUACGGUCAAGGCGGCUACGACGUGCUGGAGCAUGCGCAUUGGAACGGUUUACACCUGGCCGAUUUGGUGUUUCCGAGUUUCCUGUGGAUUAUGGGCGCUUGCAUUCCCCUGGGGUUGGCGACCCAUUUCAAAAAAGGCACUUCCAAUAAAGAUAUCAUCCUUCCAGCAGUCAAAAGGUUUCUAAAACUCUUCAUUAUUGGAGUGUUUGUUGGCGGAGGAGCCGAUUUGGACUACCUACGUAUUAUGGGCAUCCUCCAAAGAUUGGGAAUCGCCUCUUGCGCUGUCACCAUAAUAAUGGUCUUCACCAUGGAUAGAUCACCAUGUGAUAACACCAAUGGGUUCUUCAAGGAUAUACUGAAAUUGUGGAAAGGCUGGAUGGUGGUGAUCGCCAUGUUGUUGUUACAUACAGUGAUAGUUUUUGGCGUGAAACCUCCUGGAUGUCCCAGAGGUUACUUGGGACCUGGGGGUUUGCACGAAAAUCGCUCGUACGUGGACUGCGUCGGAGGAGCCACCGGUUACAUAGACGGUCUAAUCCUGGGGAAACAUCGUUACCAAAAUCCCACCACCUCCAUCAUCUACGAGUCUAAAGCGUACGAUCCUGAAGGAUUAGUGGGUUGUUUGUCGACGGUUUUCCAUUGCUUCAUAGGCGCCCAAGCCGGCGUGACUUUGUUGUGCUACAAAGGCCACUACCACCGCCUGAUCCGCUGGCUGUCUUGGGCUCUAAUCGCCGGCAUCGUCGGCGGGGCUUUAUGCGGCUUCAGCAAAGAGGACGGAAUCAUCCCAGUCAAUAAAAAUCUCUGGUCGCUGUCGUUCGUCAUGGCCACCGCGAGCUUCUCCUUCUUCGCCACCAGCAUCUUCUACGUGCUGAUCGACAUGCGGAAAUGGUGGUCGGGGGCGCCGCUGAUUUUCGCCGGAAUGAACACGAUCUUGAUAUACGCUGGCCACGAGAUGACCGACCAGCAUUUCCCGUUGCGCUGGUACCUGCACAACUACAGCCGCGCCACCGGCGACCCCAGGAGGACCCAUUUCCUGGCCUUGAUGUCCGACGUUUGGUCGGCGCAAAUGUGGACCCUCAUCGGCUACUAUUUGUACAAAAUAAAGUUCUUUUUUACCGUGUAGGAGUUAGUUUCAAAUAUAUUU
Messenger RNA from Phyllotreta striolata, 1846 nucleotides. NCBI's taxonomy places the organism in Eukaryota, Metazoa, Arthropoda, Insecta, Coleoptera, Chrysomelidae. The record is from the annotation of a GenBank genome assembly.